CCGGCCGCUGAGCAGAGCAGAGUGGCCCUUCGCCGCUCCGGUCCAGCACAAGCAUAUUCCGUGGGGAGGUGGCAGAGGAACAGCAGAGGGCGCUGCCGGACAGGUCCAGGCCCGGUGGCGCGGAGCGGCAAGAAUGCAGCGCAAGGGAGGGUUGCUGACUGCUGGGCGAGCAAGAGGAGCUGAUGCUGCAAAGCCGCCCGCCUUUCCCGGUGGGGACCAUGAGGAGCGCUGAGCAAGAAGAAGAGUGGAGAGGCUACGCUUAGCUUCGCCGACCCCGGUUAGCUAGCGCGCUUGACUAUGGCUGGGGGAAGGAGAGGGCUGGUGGCUCCACAGAACACCUUCCUGGAGAAUAUCGUGCGGAGGUCCAACGAUACAAAUUUUGUCCUGGGUAAUGCGCAGAUAGUGGAUUGGCCCGUUGUUUACAGCAAUGAUGGAUUCUGCAAGCUGUCAGGAUACCACCGAGCAGAAGUUAUGCAAAAGAGCAGCACCUGCAGUUUCAUGUAUGGAGAGCUGACAGAUAAAGACACAAUUGAUAAGGUUCGGCAAACUUUUGAGAACUAUGAGGUGAACUCAUUUGAAAUCUUGAUGUACAAGAAAAAUAGGACUCCUGUUUGGUUCUUUGUGAAAAUUGCUCCAAUUCGAAAUGAACAGGACAAAGUUGUUUUGUUUCUUUGCACUUUCAGUGACAUCACAGCUUUCAAACAGCCUAUUGAGGAUGACUCAUGCAAAGGUUGGGGAAAGUUUGCUCGUUUGACACGUGCACUAACAAGCAGCCGAGGAGUCCUGCAGCAACUUGCUCCCAGUGUGCAGAAAGGAGAGAACGUUCACAAGCAUUCCCGUCUAGCAGAGGUCUUGCAGUUGGGCUCUGAAAUCCUCCCGCAAUACAAGCAAGAAGCACCAAAGACCCCACCACAUAUCAUUUUACAUUAUUGUGUUUUCAAGACUACUUGGGAUUGGGUGAUUCUGAUUUUAACUUUCUACACUGCAAUUUUAGUCCCUUACAACGUCUCAUUUAAAACCAAACAGAACAAUGUGGCUUGGCUGGUAGUGGACAGCAUCGUAGAUGUCAUUUUUCUGGUAGACAUUGUGCUUAAUUUUCACACCACAUUUGUUGGGCCUGCCGGAGAGGUGAUCUCUGAUCCAAAGCUGAUCCGCAUGAAUUACUUGAAGACCUGGUUUGUAAUUGAUCUUCUCUCCUGUUUGCCAUAUGAUGUGAUCAAUGCAUUUGAGAAUGUUGAUGAGGGCAUCAGUAGUCUGUUCAGUUCCCUUAAAGUAGUCAGGCUGCUUCGACUAGGUCGUGUGGCUCGAAAAUUGGAUCACUAUAUUGAAUAUGGAGCGGCUGUCUUGGUUCUUUUGGUGUGUGUCUUUGGUCUUGCAGCCCAUUGGCUGGCCUGCAUUUGGUACAGUAUUGGGGACUAUGAAGUUAUCAAUGAGGAUAAAAACACAAUACGAAAUGAAAGCUGGCUCUACCAGCUAGGGGAAUCCAUAGGAUCGCCUUAUCAAUUGAACACAACAACUGGAAAAUGGGAAGGCGGACCAAGCAAGGAUUCUGUUUAUAUCUCUUCAUUAUAUUUUACAAUGACUAGUCUGACAAGUGUUGGAUUUGGGAACAUUGCACCAACGACAGAUGGAGAGAAGAUCUUUGCUGUUGCUAUGAUGAUGAUUGGCUCUCUGUUAUAUGCAACCAUUUUUGGGAAUGUGACAACUAUCUUUCAGCAAAUGUAUGCUAAUACAAACCGAUAUCACGAAAUGCUGAACAGUGUCCGGGACUUCCUGAAGCUCUAUCAAGUGCCCAAAGGCUUGAGUGAACGUGUGAUGGACUACAUUGUUUCUACCUGGUCAAUGUCCAGGGGCAUUGAUACUGAAAAGGUUUUACAGAUCUGUCCUAAGGACAUGAGAGCAGAUAUCUGUGUACAUCUGAAUCGAAAAGUUUUUAAAGAGCACCCAGCAUUCAGACUGGCUAGUGAUGGGUGCCUGCGAGCUCUUGCAAUGGAAUUUCAGACUGUGCAUUGUGCUCCGGGAGAUCUCAUUUACCAUGCGGGUGAGAGCGUGGACAAUCUGUGCUUUGUGGUUUCAGGAUCCUUGGAGGUGAUCCAAGAUGAUGAAGUUGUUGCAAUUUUGGGCAAAGGGGAUGUCUUUGGUGAUGUCUUCUGGAAAGAGACAACUCUUGCCCAGUCCUGUGCGAAUGUAAGGGCUUUGACUUACUGUGACCUUCAUGUAAUUAAACGGGAUGCCUUACAGAAAGUGCUGGAGUUCUACACAGCCUUUUCACAUUCUUUCUCCAGGAAUCUCAUCCUGACCUACAAUUUGCGAAAAAGGAUUGUAUUCCGGAAGAUCAGUGAUGUAAAACGAGAAGAAGAAGAGAGAAUGAAAAGGAAGAAUGAAGCCCCUUUGGUCUUGCCACCUGACCAUCCAGUCCGUCGACUUUUCCAAAGAUUUCGGCAGCAGAAGGAAGCCCGACUAGCUGCAGAAAGAGGAGGCAGAGAAGACUUUGAUGUUGAAAAGGGCAACAUUUUAGGAGACCACUCUUCCCACACAGUUGUCAAAGCCAGCAUUGUCACUGUAAGGGAAAGCCCUGCAACCCCAGUUGCCUAUCAGUCUGCUUCAACAUCAGGUGUAUCUGAUCAGGCCAAACUUCAAGCUCCAGUUUCAGACUAUGUUGGUGGGAAAGCAGCAGGAGAUUAUCCAAAGCGUAAAGGCUGGGCAAAAUUCAAAGAUGCUUGUGCCAAGGGAGAGGACUGGAACAAAGUUUCCAAAGCUGAAUCCAUGGAAACGUUGCCAGAAAGAACAAAAGCAACAGGUGAAGCUACUUUGAAAAAGACAGACUCUUGUGACAGUGGCAUCACAAAAAGUGACCUGCGCUUGGACAAUGUGGGGGAAACACGAAGUCCUCAGGAUCGAAGUCCCAUCCUUGCGGAAGUCAAACACUCUUUCUACCCUAUCCCUGAACAGACUCUCCAGGCAACUAUGCUGGAAGUGAAACAUGAAUUGAAGGAGGACAUCAAAGCUUUAAAUACAAAAAUGACCAAUAUAGAAAAACAGCUUGCUGAGAUACUAAGGAUAUUAGCCUCUCGAAGAAGCUCUCAGACACCACAGGAGCUGUAUGAAAUAUCAAGACCCCAAUCUCCAGAAUCAGAAAAAGAUAUGUUUGGAGCAAGCUGAGUGGUUCUUUAAACAGGAGUGAUUUGAAUAUCCCUAAAAACACUAUCCAACACCCACUUAAUGUGUUUAAGGAAAUGGACAUUUAAUCUUUUUUUUUUUUGAUGAUCAUGAUUUGAGGGGCCAGCUUGUUAACCAUGUCCCCUCUCUCUUAAUGGUACAGUGACAAGAACUGCAACCUCAUGUCAAGAUGGCAGCUGACUCUGAAGUCUUUUUUGACAGCAAGGGUACAGUUUAUAAUGUUUUUCCUACUUCAUUCAUGCAUCCUUUUCCACUCAAAGUUAUUUUUGACAAAAACAAAACCAUAGAACUGAAGUUCAAGCAUUAGCUUCAUAUACAAUAUUUACCAAGUUUGUAGAAUCUCUUCAAAUGGAAUGUGUGAGACCCAAUUCUCCUUGAUCUUAAGAUAAUAUCUGUAGAAGGGCUCCACAAAAACAAAAACAAAAACAAAGACUCAAUUUGUGAAAACUUUGAUCCUUAUUGAGUGGGAAGAUUCAUGUGGCCCUCUCAUGUGAGAUAUUAUUGUGUAUGUGUGGUGGAAGAGAUCUCCUCCACUCCUCUUUAAAAAUACUUAAGUUUUAGGCAAUUGGACCAGGGAAGUUCAACUGUGUCCUUUCCAAGCUUCAGGUUGCAAAAAUGUCUUUACAUUUUUUAAAUUUGUUGGUGGGUAGCUGAAUAAGUUCUUGCCUGGUGAAAUGAACUUAUUUUGUCUCUUCCCCCCCCCAUCAGAAUUUUUAGGGAUUCCUGUUGUAGUAAUCAAGAAAAGACCCAGAAAUGAGAUGACAUUUAUGGAAUUUAUUAUCAAGAAGUAUAGUUUUUAAUUUCAGCUAUGAUUCAUAGCAGGCAUUAUAAUUUACCACAUAGUUGGUAAUAUCUCUUUACAAAAAUAGAAUAUUAAUUGGCCAAGGAGCUCAGCUGUCCGAAGUAGUGAAGCUUUUUCAAACAAAAGCUUCUACUUAGAGUGGUAUUAAUGACAAGAAAAAUUGCUUUCUUGCCCACACUAAAUAUUUAUCACAUUUUGUACUUACUUCAUUUUUAAAAAAAAAAACCUACUUAUUUUAUCAUUGAGUUUCUUUUCAGCACUAUAAACACCAAAGGAUGUUGAAAUAUUUAUACAUCAGAAGCAAUGAUGCAUUAAUAACAAACAAACCAUUUCAAUGUAUUUGUUCAUUGUAAUGGUCUCCAGUACCUCAUGAAGAAGUGUGUAGUAUUUAUUCUUAUUCUGAAAGCUCUGAUUAUUCUCUGAUCUUUUCUUAAAAUAACUGAUUAGGUCAUGAAUGAAACAUAAUGGGGAAGACAUGCAAGGGUUCUAAUAUAAUCACAUCAAGGAGAAAUAGAAUCUGCUUGUAUGGUCUGUGGUUCAGCAAGAUUUCUCUUAGAUUCCACAAUUAUUUUUACAAUCAGAAUGUGAUUAUACUAAACCAUAAUGUGCUUUCUUUGUUUUAUAUACACACCAUUAUGAUUUAGUGUUAUGAACAAAAUAAUCCACAAUGACUUAUUUAGUAAGUUAUGUUUUUAAAUUCCUGGCAUAGCAUUGGACAUAAGGAAAAAUCAUGGAUUGGUGGUUGUUGGAAAUUAAUAACUGACCUGUCAUCUGUAGAAUAUCGUAAGAUAAUUUCAAAGCAUAUAAAGGAGCCAACUGAUGCAACGUAUAGUAUUGGUUUUUAAGAGCAGGGCUAGUGCACAAUUGGAGCAACCAUAAUACUAAAAUAGUGUGUCUUGAGAUAUUUAAUCCUGCAGCAAUUGCAGGAAGAAAGAUAACAUAGCUAUAGCCAAUUAAGACCCAUAGCUUUCAGCGCCAGCUGGGUCUAUUUACCUUUAUUUACCUCUCCCUCCUCCUUUCUAUAUACUUCUUUUGGAAUAGUCUAUGGGCUGUUGGACAUAACUUCUUUAGUUUCCUGGAUCAGAUACAUAACACUGUAUCUGCCUUUCCGUUCUAAAUGUAUGUGUUUGUUUCUGAGGCCAGGAGAUUCAAUCAAAGAAAUAGAUCUUUCUAAAUUAAACAGGGAAUUUGUGCUUAAACAUCCAGCAUAUAAUUAUGUCAGAACAAUUAAAUUUAGUGACACUGUUGUAUCAUUAGACAGGAACAGGGUUUCCAUAAAAACAACAUUAUUUAAUACAGAUAUAGUGCCUCCCUGUUUACCAUGGUUUGAAACUAGGAUCCAAGUUUAAGAUUUGACUCCCCUGUCCUCCCCUCUCUUCUUCUACAAUGCAACAGCCCUCUUCCUUUCUCUGCCUACCUAAAUCAGAGUUUAGCAGCACUCUGGCAGUAAUCAUAAAUUAGAUUAAAUAGAUAGUCAGUGUAGCCUGAUUAAACUCAAUGCAUUUGUAAUCUUAAACCAUGGUCAAAACAAAAAUGAGAGUGGGAGGAAUACUGAGGAGCAAAGAGCUUGCUCAGGAAUAUUUUUUUGGUUUUCAACUGUGCUUUGUAGAAUUUGUGCUUAUUCUGUGCAUAUGGAAGAGAGGCACAUGUUUUCUAGAAAAGGGACAAACCCCCCACCCCUGAUUUACAGGUAGUUUUUUAUUUAUAACCAUUCAAUUAGCAACUGUUCAAAGUUACCACAGCUCUAAAAGAAGUGACUUAUGACUGAUCCACUUAGGACCAUUGCAGCAUCUCCGUUGUCACAUGAUCAUGAUUCAGGUGUGAUCAUCGUUUGCAACCUUCCCAGCUUCUGACAAGCGAAAUCAAUGGGGAAGUCAGCAGGAAAGGUCACAAGUUACGGUCAUGUGAUGGUCACCAAGAGCCGUGUUGGCACAGUGGUUGGAAUGCAGUAUUGCAGGCUACGUCUGCUGACUGCCAGCUGCCAGCAGUUUGGCAGAUCGAAUCUCACCAGGCUCAAGGUUGACUCAGCCUUCCAUCCUUCUGAGGUCAGUAAAAUGAGGACCCAGAUUGUUGGGGGAAAUAUGCUAACUCUGUAAACCGCUUACAGGGGGCUGUAAAGCACUGUGAAGCGGUAUAUAAGUCUAAGUGCUAUUGUUAUCCACAGCAAAAAAGAGCUAUAAAAUUGGACACAGUCACAUGAUGUCUCACUUAAUGACUGCACCACUUAAUGAAUUUUCCAGUCCCCAUUUUGAUUGUAAAUGUAGGACUACCGUUAUUCUACAUUUAGAUUUCAUUAACAUGAAAAGGAGAACCAUAUUACUACCUUUGGAAAUCCCUUCGAGCUGUACUCAAGAUUUUCAGAGUUCUCAUUUUGUCACAGCAUUCAUUUCUGUUGUGAAAAGUAAUACUUCUGUAUUCCAUGCAGGCACAUGAAGUUGAUAAUGGUGGGGAUUCCAAUUUAUUUAUUUAUUGGUUUGAUUUAUAUGCCGCCCUUCUCUGGAGACUCAGGGCAGCUUACAAUGCGUUAAGCAAUAGCCUUCAUACUUUUGUAUAUACCUGCUUAGUAGGGCUUUCGCCUCCCCCUAAGCGGUGUUCUUUUUUAUACAAAGUCACCUUAUUGCCCCCACAAUCCGGGUCCUCAUUUUACCUACCUCAAAAGGAUGGAAGGCUGAGUCAACCUUGAGCCUGGUGAGAUUCGAACUUGCAGUAAUUGCAGGCAGCUGGUACUACUUAACAGCACUUUAGUCUGCUGCGCCACCAAGGCUCUUAGCUAAUUGACCUGUGGCAUAAUGCCUUUCUGAUACAGUAGCAGCUUAUUCAUUGCCAUCUGACAAUACAGAUUUCCCUAUAUAUUGAUCAGGUCAAAUAAGCCACUGUAUGAAAAUAGAAACUGAUUCCAAUUAUAUACAUCACAUAAUGUUUGGUAGUUAGUAACUCUGUUGAAGUCCUGGAAGUAACUGUAGAGGAGAUUAGUUUUAAAAUUAAUCUCUUCUGUAUAGGGUUAUAUCACAAAGUUAAAUCAUGAGGUUUUGUGCAAACAUUAGUGCCACUUUGCUGAAUAUAUCAUGCAUGUCAUUUGCAUUGAUAAGUUCUAGAAGUGGAGUGUUUAGUGGCUGUUUAGUUAGAAACAAAAUGAAUUAAAGGCCUUUUAACGUAUUUUAAAAGGCAUUUCUACUUAAUAGGACUUUUUAAAAAAAAAUAACUUUGAUCCAGUGGUAUAUGAAUACAGCUCUUUCCUACUGGACCCUACUGUAUCUGCUAACUUUUUUUCUAUGGUGGCCUCUUGUAUUUUCAGAGCAUCAUUUGGAAAUGUGUAGGGUCCAGCUGGAAGAAAGAAUAAAAGUUUCUCCACUUCAGACAGAAGUUUAUUUUUGGUUAUAUAAUAAGAGCUUUGUAUCCCUGUUGAUGUAGUUAGUUUGAAUGUCUGAAUUUAUAAAAACUGUAAGUGGGAGCAGCCAUCUUAGGAGAUAAAUUGCUGCUUUAUCCAAUCAGGUGAAGAUGCCAUAUUUCUCACAGCCUUAAUGUGGUCAUAUAGGAAGCAACCAAAAAUGAAGAAAAUGGGCCUUGAGGUUCUUAGUGGCCUCUGACCUUGGAUGUUUUCCUGCAGUCCUUGGGUUAAUAAUGUUAUCUAGCCUGGUAACCAAACCUCUGCAGGACAACAACCAAAUUCAGAGAAUACCAAGAACACAAACAUUUCAAUCCUAAAAUACAUAUGAUGUGCAUUAUUGAAAAUAGGUUUUCUUCUCUUCAAAUCAUCAUUUAUCCAUAUGCAAAAUUGUGUAGUUUUAAAUUUAUUAAUCUGUUAAUCAGUGUAAAGCCAUAUAAUUAAUAAUUUAAGAUGUGUACAACUGGGAAAUUAUUCUUGCACUAUAUACCAAAGGUAUACUGAAAGUAAUCAAGUUUUUUUAAAAUUGCCUUGGCAUACUUUUAGCCAUUUGUAAGAAAAGAAGAUGUGGAAGAUAAAUCUUGUAUAGAUUUAUCAUCUAGAGUAAGGUAGCUUAGAAAUGUAAUUAAUAUAUUAUUAAGGCUUUUAUAGGUACUAUGUGUUAUUAAAAGUGAUAGCCUUAUAUCAGCUUUUAAGUGUGUGUGUGUGUGAGAGAGAGAAUGGGGGGGAGAGGGAGGGAGAGAAGGAAAGAGAGAGAAUGUAAUACUGUUCAGCAUUGUGAUUUUUAAAAAUGAUGCUGUAGUUUAAUAUCCGUGAAAUAGAAGACCCUCGUAUUGCAGGAUGUUAACAUAGCAAAAAGGCUGCUGCUGCUGCUCAUCACAAUAUUCUUUAAUAUAUAUAUAUAUAUAUGAGAGACAUAGUUUAUGGGUGGCAAUAGGGCAUAAUUUCAAGUGAUCGUUUUAUUAUUUGAUAAUCCAUAGACGGGGUGGGCCAAUAUUGGUGCUCAUUUUAUUAUCUUUUUGCUUUAAAAUAUUUCAUUCUUUUCAGCCACAAAAUGGUGCUUAGUCCUGAUAAGACAUAUGGGCAUCGCAAGCCCUGAGGUCCUUAAGUCUAAAGUCUAAUGUACUGAGUUGCCCACUUAUUAUGGAAGGAUUAUGGUCACUGAGAGGGACAUUGCUAGAUUAUGAUAUACUAUCAUCAACGGCCACAUGAACUCUGGUUUGACUAAUUGCAUUUCUGGUUGGUUAGCCAAAAGCAAUUUCUAGGGCUAAAUACCCUAAUGGGGAAGGAGCACUGUGGCUGUUUGUUCUGUUUUCUGAGCAGUGCAUCCCCCAAAAUUGUGAAUUUCAAGCUCCAUCUAUAAAGGGAAUUUAAACAGAGAUUUUGGAUGUAAUUAAAUCAGACCAACCCAUCUUAGGCUCGACUGAUCCUGUGUUGUCUAUAUUUUGCCACCCAGUGAGUUUUAAAAGCUUAGAGGAUUGCAAAAGCAAGGCAUUGGCAGGCUGAUAUAUUUUGUGGGAGGAGGUUGUGCAGAACAGCAAUAAUAAUGCAGGAAGACAAGACACUGAAAUUCUAAGCAUUUUUGGAGUCCAACUUUGAAGUCAAUUUGGUUCAGGAAUACCUGCCCACAGGCUUUGCUACAUAGCAAGUGUAUAAAGUCUGUAAACUUUUUACAGGAAAAAAAAAAAAAUAGCGGCAAUGCCACAUAGGACCAUUGCUAUCCUUUCUAUUCCUAUUCUCCAUUAAUUCAGCUGUGCCCUACAAGGGAAAAUGUAAUAUCACUAAGAUCAACAACAGAUUAUUUUUAAUGCACUGACAAUGGCAACUUGCAGGAUCAGGUUUGAGAGCAGACUUUUCCCCCUGCUGUCCUGUGUCUUGGAAUAAGGCUUAUUUAACUUCAUUGUAAGGAUAUGAGUAUACUCUACAAGUUAUUUGGAGUUCCUAAGUAUGACAUGUUGAUAUUUGAGGUUUGUUCAUCACAGGCUUGAAGACACUGGAGCCAAGCAGCUCCUAAAUCAGGGUUUAUUCCAUAUGAUGAAACCUUUCCCCCUCUCCCGAUUAGUAUGCAUAUUUUUUGCAACACAGCUAUAAGUAAAAAAUGUUCGUUAACUCCCAUAGAAGCAGCCAUCACUAAUGUCCCACAUUACACAAUUCUGUCUUCAGAACAUUGAUUACCUAAAUAGCUAAAUAAAUAAAUAUGACUGGGUUUGGUUUCCUGUCCCAAAGGUGCUUUUUCCAAAAGGCAAGUGGACUUUCUUGGUUUUUGCUUUGAAAACAUUGUGCUUCUCAUCCAAGAAACGU
This is a messenger RNA of Pantherophis guttatus, 9668 nucleotides long. RefSeq names its product potassium voltage-gated channel subfamily H member 1 (gene KCNH1). Gene Ontology annotation, cellular component: plasma membrane; voltage-gated potassium channel complex. Gene Ontology annotation, biological process: regulation of membrane potential; potassium ion transmembrane transport. Gene Ontology annotation, molecular function: delayed rectifier potassium channel activity. The record is from RefSeq and is a predicted model, not a curated record. NCBI's taxonomy places the organism in Eukaryota, Metazoa, Chordata, Lepidosauria, Squamata, Colubridae.